This is a messenger RNA of Lytechinus variegatus (green sea urchin), 1832 nucleotides long. RefSeq lists its product as uncharacterized. Bases 257 to 1687 code for a protein of 476 amino acids. The transcript is spliced from 5 exons. Lineage: Eukaryota; Metazoa; Echinodermata; Echinoidea; Temnopleuroida; Toxopneustidae. The record is from RefSeq and is a predicted model, not a curated record.
CGCCAGAUCAUGGGCCAACGUGAACUGAUUCUCACCGAAAGAUGUAAUCCAAAACAUUAAAAUGCAAACUUGCGACAUCCUCACUUGAGUACCCAUGAAAAAAUAAGGUGGAAUCAAAUGUUGUGACUCCCAACUUUGGUAAAAAGCUUGUAUACUAAUUUAUUGCUGAUGAUUAUUGCUUGUAUCCUCUAUAUGAUAUUAAAUAUCCUAAAUUGACUUAGUAACAAUUUUUUUUCUCACAGAAAUUCCUUCAACAAUGGCUGAAGCUACAACAGGAAAAUCUAUGUGGAGAACUACAGAGCUAAAACAAUCUGUUCAAACUACAAUAAGUACUGUAUCUGCUACAACCAAUAUCACACAUUCAUCUGACAGUAAUGGAAGGAUGUCGAUACUAUGGAUAGGCAUAUCCCUUGUUGUUCUUGCAAUCUGCAUUGUGCUUGCUGGUUAUGGUUAUAGAACCUAUCGCGGGAAACUGAGAAAUUGUUCAUUUACCAAUUAUCAACCACUCGUUGGGACAAUAACAUAUGGCAGGAAAGGAAUCAGACGGGAGUCCGAGGCAGACAGCCCAAUCUCCACUUCAACACACGAUCGAGGAGGAACCUCUGCAAUCUCUGGAAGAAUCACGGGUGGUUCAACCAGACAAAAUGCAGUGGGAAGUAUUGACAGGUCACCCAGUUCCAACAUAAACCCCACCAUUACAACAAUUGCUCUGAGCAAUGUGACACAAUUUGCAGUACCAGAGAAUACAUCUGAACCACUACAUACAGAUGCCCCACCUUUUCUACGCCUUACCGGUAGCAAUGCGUCAAGCCAGACGUUGCCGUCGCUUCAUCAAAAUAACCAAAGAAGCAUUAAUCAUUAUGUGUCCUCCCCCAGUGCCCCCAAUCCAUAUCACUACGCGUCUAGUCCCGAUAACUCAGUUGAUUUUGUAAGAUUGGAAGCCGCUUAUCAAGAACCAUCUUCUGUGGAGAUUUAUAAUAACGCAUACGAAGGUACAACUGAUGAUGUACAUUCAAAUAUAAUGCUGGAAAAUGUCAAUCCAUACCAUUAUGCCACUAGCUCCGCAAAAAUGGAAGUAGGUGGUGGUAGCACACUGAGUUAUGAAGAAGCCUAUCAAGUACCGUCUGCUAUAGAAAUGGCUAAUCAUGAAUAUGAAGGUACAUUUGAUGAUCAUGAACACUCAACAGCAGUUCUAUCUGGAGGUAUAUCUAUGGCAUACCGCCCUUUGCCACAUAGACCAUCCUCUGCUAACUGCAACGAAGGGCCAACUCUGCCUCCUAGAAAAUCAUCACGAGGCCCAACACAUUUUCCUAUGAAACAGAGGGAAAGUACCAUGGACACAGUAAACAACAAUUUUCCCCAAGCAUGCUCAUUAGUUUCAAAAGGAUUACGCCACAUACCCAAAAAACAUCAACAAGAAAAAGAAGGGAUGGGCCAAGAUAUGACCCCUUUCUACCAUACUCUCGAAAAAGAUGAACGAGCAAGGAGCCUAGGGCAAGAUAACCAAGGUCUAUAUUUGGGAGAAGGCCACCUGCCACACAGUGCACCAAUCAGCACAAAUUCACAGGGCAAUACUAUUCGUAGUAGAGUCCAUGGAAAUACUGACUUGACAGACACAGACAGGAUGAUUGACAAUGUUCUUUAUGUUCCUAUGACAUCUUGCCAAAAGAAAUAUUCACAUUUUUAGUACUCAGGACAAUCAAUACCGACCAAACCUACUGAGGAAACCAACUGAAUAUCACAAAGAAUGUCUUGUGCUUCCUGUAGUUAAAGGGAUGGUCCGAGCUGAAAAAUAUUUAUAUGUUAAUACAUAGAGUAGAAUUCACUGAGCA